AUGUAUCAGAGCCUCACUUUGUCCUCCGGGCAAUCUCCAUACACUCACGACACCGGGAGUUACAUGCACCCUUCGGCCAACUCCGCCGUCUACGUACCCCCAACAAGAGUCCCGGCCAUGCUGCCCACUCUCCCCUAUUUGCAGACCUGCGACCCGCCCCUCCAGUCCCACAGCCUCGGUGCUCAUCACCACCAUCACCACCACCAUCACCACGGCUGGUCCCAGAACGCCUGCACCGACUCCCCGUCCUUCGCCACACCCGCCAGCCCUCACCCUCCGCACGGCUUCUCCUACUCUCACAGCCCGCCUCCUCCUCCGCCGCCACCGACUCUCAGCACCAACGCGGGCCGGGAUGCAGCCUACCAGAGCCCGCUCGUGCUCGGAAACAGCGCUCGUGCCGCGGAGCAGCUCGGUGGCGCCCUGGUGCGCUCCGUGGCCGGUGGGUCUUACACGGCGCCGUACGCAUACAUGAGUCCGGAGAUGGCGACCUCCUCCUGGACGCCGGGACCGUUCGAGAGCGGGGUGAUGAGCCUGCAAGGCCGCCAAGGAGGCAUGUCUGCGCGGCGUUCGAGUCUCGACCUGGUGGAGGACAUGCCCACCGAAGGCAGGGAGUGUGUCAACUGUGGUUCCAUCUCGACGCCGCUGUGGCGUAGAGAUGGUACGGGACAUUACCUAUGUAACGCCUGCGGGCUCUACCACAAGAUGAACGGCAUCAACAGGCCACUCAUCAAACCACAGAAGAGGCUGCAAACCACAUCCCGCCGAGCUGGUCUGUGCUGCACAAACUGUCACACUAGCACCACCACGCUGUGGAGACGCAACGCUGAGGGAGAACCAGUGUGUAACGCGUGUGGGCUCUACAUGAAACUGCACGGGGUGCCCAGACCUCUGGCCAUGAAGAAAGAGAGUAUCCAGACCAGGAAACGCAAACCUAAGAUGCCUAAGAACAAGUCAGCUACAGCCCCGCCCACCGCCUCUGACAGCAGCUCGCCAUCGUCCCUCACCGUGUCAGAACACGCCUCCACCAUUAAGAGUGAACCCAACUUGACCCCUUCACCCUACGCUGGACAGACCAUCACGUCUCAGUCGGCUAGCCAGUUGAACACAACGAUAUCAUCAUCGCACGUGGACAUUAAAUACGAGGAUUAUGUUUUUACGCCAACAUCCAUGGCCGCACAGAACUCCUGGUGCGCUCUUUCCCAAGCAUGAGCCACCAUCAUUAUUACUGAGCCGCCUGAACACAUUUUCAUGGACACCCAAGUGGGACGACAUAUUGCCCACUUUUAAUAUAUAUGAGUGGACCUCUCAAUUAAAGACUUUUUUUAAUUGAUCACGGGGGUGGACGCAAGGAUGCUACAAGCUAACUACCUAUUUUUACAGCAAUGCAAAACAAAAACGUGCACAUGCAUUCAUUUUAAGCAUAUUUUUGUUGUGUUUUUGUUGAAAAGAACACAAUGAGAACAUGUUACUUUUUUUUUGGUUGUUGAUGAGCACAUCUCAUCAGCAACACGUAGAUGAUUAACUUUUAUGGACGCAUUAUUUAUGUUAAGAUAAGGGCAGUUAAAAGUCACCGUGAUGUGUUUGUGGGGCGGCCAUGUUGCCGAGUGACCUCCACGUUGAGGUUAUGUGAGCAAUUGUUCGGUUAGAUAUGAUGGUUGUAAAUUGGCCCGAUUUUCAAGUUGACGGUUGCUGUGUGAAAGUGCAAUGGCUCUUUUUUUUUUUUUUUGUUAAAUUAAGAGUGAAAUAAUUAUAAUUGUCUUAUAAUUGUAUUGUCUGUAUUUUGUUGGUAAUUAUUGUUAAAGGGAAAAAAAAGACUCUUUCUUCUUCGGAAUCUGAUUUACUAUCUAUUAUUAAUUUGAUGGAUGAGAAAUGAAUGUAAUAAAAAAAGG
Molecule: messenger RNA, 1889 nt
Organism: Doryrhamphus excisus (bluestripe pipefish)
Lineage: Eukaryota; Metazoa; Chordata; Actinopteri; Syngnathiformes; Syngnathidae
Gene: gata5
Product: GATA binding protein 5
Biological process (GO): positive regulation of transcription by RNA polymerase II; negative regulation of transcription by RNA polymerase II; cardiac muscle tissue development
Cellular component (GO): nucleus
Molecular function (GO): RNA polymerase II cis-regulatory region sequence-specific DNA binding; DNA-binding transcription factor activity, RNA polymerase II-specific; zinc ion binding
Source: RefSeq, a predicted model, not a curated record